This is a messenger RNA of Trichoderma virens Gv29-8, 1221 nucleotides long. RefSeq lists its product as uncharacterized. Gene Ontology annotation, molecular function: zinc ion binding; nucleic acid binding. The record is from RefSeq and is a predicted model, not a curated record. The transcript has 2 exons. NCBI's taxonomy places the organism in Eukaryota, Fungi, Ascomycota, Sordariomycetes, Hypocreales, Hypocreaceae. The coding region runs from base 113 to 889 and encodes 258 amino acids.
AAAAUCAGAAACUGUUCAGCACAGACAGACUGUCUGCAACACAACUCGCUUCGCAGAAGAAGUACAAUUAGCCACUGGUUAACAACAUCCGCCAGAGAGCUUCUUCACGAAUAUGGCUUCAGAAACGCCCAAAGGGGUCUCUUCGAGACUCCUAACAAUGAAGUUUAUGCAGCGAGCUGUUGCAUCAGCCCCAUCGCCACAAUCAGACGACAGCUCCCAGAGUUCAAAAAAACGAAAGCUGAGGCAUUCAGCGAGCAAAGCUGCGGAAGAACGAGUCAGCGCGUUGAUAGAUCAGGCAUCUAUUAAAGCAGCUCUCGAGGACCAGGAGGCGAAACGACAGGCAGCGCUAGCCCAACACACUGCGACUGGCGCGCAUUGGGUUUUGAACACAAAGUUGGACAAAUUGAAUGCUGGCAAACCUUCAGAACCCUCCCUGAACAUUGUUUAUGUGGGCUAUGGAGAUAUAGAUUCAUCCAACGAGUCUGGCGGCGAGGAUGCCCCUCAGAGUGGGCGGACCUCGACACGGAAACCCAAGGUAGUCGAGAAUCAGAAGCCUAGCUCUGGUAAAGACGACCGACCAGAUGAGGAAUCAUCUAGUGACGAUGACGAUGACGAUGACGACGAUGCAAACCCGAAGCGCAAGAGUAGACGGUUAGAUUCUGGAGAUGGUUCGAGCGGAUCCCAGUCGCGGUCAAGGCCGAGAUUCAGCGAGGAAUCCCAAAAGGCGAAAGAUUUCCGUGAGAAGCGAAAGAAGAAGGAGGUCCGACUGAAUAACAUCUCUUCUAUAUCUUCUGGAGGCGCUGGUGGCCCAGCUUCUUCCGCCUGCUACAUCUGUAAGCAGCCUGGACACAAGGCAGCCAAUUGUCCCAAGGGUGCUUCCAGGAGAUGAACGAUUUUGCCUUUUGGCCCAAUAUCGGUGAAAACUUUUGUUUCCAUUGUAUUGCUUAUACGCAUUCUUUUCCCAUGGGGACACGUAAUUUCCAUGACUGCAAGAGGAUUGCCUCUCCAACUUAUACCCGAUCCGCUUAUAGACGAAUGCUUGCUUCAGCAGCUCGCAUCAUUUUAUUUAUUACUUCGUAUUAGAAGCUCUGGUCUGUCGUACGGACACAACGCCAUCAUGUAGAUGCGCAAACGAACAAUGAACAAAGGCCUUGGGUAACAUUCCCGGUCACAUAGCAUAGCAAUAUUAAGUACCAAAAUUAAAAACUACCUAAAUUACGC